AUGACUCCCGAAUCAUUAAAUGUAAUUGCACUCAUUUCGGGAGGUAAAGACAGCUUCUUUAAUCUGCUUCACUGCAUUCGUCAUGGGCAUCGCAUCGUGGCCCUGGCAAAUUUGUAUCCAGUGGUAGAUGAUGCAAAGCUUAUCGAGGAAGACCUGAAUAGCUUCAUGUACCAGACGGUUGGGCAUGAAGUCAUCCCACUCUAUGCUACCGCAACUGGCCUACCCCUCUAUCGACAGCCGAUUCGCGGCGGGGCACUGCAUCAUGAACGGGAUUAUGAUUAUUCGUCUGGAGAGCGGAAUGAUGCGCCCUCGAAAGUUGAUGAGACCGAGUCAAUGCUGCUUCUGCUCCAAGCUAUCAAAGCCCGCCAUCCCGAGGCAAACGCCCUCUGUUCCGGAGCUAUCCUGUCUACUUACCAACGGACUCGAGUUGAGUCGAUAGCUGUAAGACUUGGUCUCACUCCUUUGGCAUAUCUUUGGAAAUACCCUGUUCUUCCACCUCCUGCAAACGAGGCUGCAGAUGAGGCUCAGUUGCUGCGUGAUAUGGCUGUCGCUGGGCUCGAUGCUCGGAUCAUCAAGGUUGCAAGCGCAGGCCUCGAUGAAGGUCAUUUGUGGGAACGAGUGUCAAGUAUUGAAGGAGUAAAUCGAGUGAAGAGCGCUCUGAGAAAGUUUGGUGCGGCUGAAGGCGCUUCUUUGGGCGAAGGAGGCGAGUUUGAGACGCUUGUAUUGGAUGGGCCGUCGUGGUUGUUCAAGAAGAGCAUCUCAAUUCCCGAGGAAAGGCGGACAGUUAUCAACGAAGGGGGUGGCUCGACUUGGUUGAUGCUUCGGGGAGCCCAUCUUGAGGAUAAAUCAGAGGAUUCUGACGUUGAUGCGAGCCCAGAAUCAUCCGUCAGAGCCCCCGAGCUACUGGACUCAAAAUUUCAAUCAAUAUUGGAUACAAUUUCAAGCAUAAAAGAGGUUGAGAAUACCAACCCUUCUGCAGAUCGAACUUCUAUCGAAGCAGAAAUGCAAUCUGUCGUCAGUCAAAUCAGGGAGUUGCUCUCCUCUUCGUCUCUUGAUGCGGCUCAAAUCACCAAUACAACCAUUAUUCUUCGUAACAUGGCGGACUUUCCAAGAAUCAACGCAGAAUAUGGCAAACUCUUUACAAGGCCGAACCCGCCAUCUCGAGUCACAAUCUCCUGUGGCCCUCUACUUCCGCCUGGCUACAACGUCAUGGCGUUUCUCAUAGUACCAAAGUCAGGGGUCAACUCUCACAGGAAUGGCCUUCACGUUCAGUCUCGAUCGUAUUGGGCCCCGGCAAAUAUUGGUCCGUACAGCCAAGCUAUUGACAUUUCUGCAUCGGCAAAAGCAGACGAGACUGGUGUACGUGCCAUAUACAUCGCUGGCCAGAUUCCCUUGAUACCUGCGUCAAUGUCGUUGCCGCCUCUAUCGGAGACCAGUUACGCCAUGCAGAUUGAUCUAUCCUUGCAACAUCUAUGGCGGAUCGGGCUUGAGAUGAAGGUUCAGCUCUGGAGCAGCGCUGUAGCCUACUUUGCCAAGUCAUCGUCACCCGAUGAAAUGAAACGCUAUGCCAAAGCUGCUGGUCUCGCGUGGAAGCUAGCUCACGGGUCACCGGAGGAUGACGAAGAUGAUGAAAGCGAGUUGGACCCUUGGGAUCUUAAGCACAACUCUCAAUACGCCUCACUGGGGAGCAGCCAAGAGAAUGCUCGCGCAAAACUACCUGAUUGGUCCAUCUUUACAUUGAGACAGCAGAACGAGCCAGACUCGUGCAUCCCUCCCUUUUUCGCCGCUGAAGUGGAGGAGCUCCCUCGACAGUCCCUUGUAGAGUGGCAUGCGCAUGUUGGUCUAUCGAAAAUCGAAGAGAGCAGCGCAGAGAUUGUGGCAUGGCACACGUUUGUUCGCACAGAGAAAGCCACGCUAGUAUACACAACGCUGGCUCACGUCCCAUCGCCUGACCACGGAGACGGCAGUUGGGGCGACUUACAAGAAGAGCUCUCCGCUUCAUACGCAAGUUCAGUAAGGGCUCUUGGGCUGGCGCCUCUGGCGCAUUUCGCAACCCCUCAUCUGGCGUAUGUAGAGGCCACCAGCGUCACAUUGCUGUCGUCGGAUGUCGGCGAUGCUGGGCCGUCGGUGCCCUUUGCGACGAUUCCGUGCCAUACACUCUGGUCUGUGGGAGGAGAGAGGAUAAAAUGCGUGGCAUUGUAUAAAAUGGUUCUGGGGCAGUCGCAGACAGAUUAAAUAACAAGGUCAGCGAAAAAGAAGAAACGAUUCUCAAACAUUACGCCGGCAAUGGCAUUUGAUACCCGUCCGAGUCUGUCGUUGAAACGAUGCAGCGAGAGCCCCGACGAGCCGACGAAGGUGGGUUGCGCCGCACACCAAAGCGCCAGACAGCCCCACGCCCGUCAGACGAUCUAUAAGCCAAGAUGCGAACUUCCUUCUCUGCCUGGGCAUGGGCAGGACUACUGGUCGCGUGUGACCUCUUAGCUGGGACUUGAGAAUGACACGGCGCUUGGAGGAAGCUGGCAUCAGCGCAGAUCCAGUCUUGACCAUGGCGUCGCUGGCUAAGAGACGAGUGAGAGGGAUUCACGGACAGUCAAAGGCCAGAGGCAACAUGUAGUCGAAAUGGAAACGUCAAUAUCAAACUGAAAGCUGCACCGGCACUUAUACGGAGUACGUUGAGGCGUAUUGCUGGCACAAUGACGUAUAUAGCGCGGCUUGCAUCGCGGAUCUCGCUGCUCGAAGGGCUGACGGAGACCGAGUGGCCACUGACGGCGGGAGGGAUAAGUCACCACUUAUCUGUGCAUUGAACUAGUUAUACCGCGCGGGAGCCAAUUUAUUUCUAAAUUCCAG
Messenger RNA from Trichoderma atroviride IMI 206040, 2847 nucleotides. NCBI's taxonomy places the organism in Eukaryota, Fungi, Ascomycota, Sordariomycetes, Hypocreales, Hypocreaceae. The record is from RefSeq and is a predicted model, not a curated record.